UUUACUACCGCAAGGAGAAGAAAAGGGGAGAGAGAAAUACGAGCAGCAUCUUGCAGAAAAGAUGACAUUUAUUGGCUUACUUUUCUUCUGUACGCUGAUGAACAUCCUAACAGAUGCCCGAUCAAUCCAGGAUGGAGACGAUCUCUACCAGGAAUCUGUAGCCUUGCCAUACUGGCCCUUCUCAUCCAACGAUUUCUGGUCCUACGUGGAAUAUUUCCGGACCCUUGGAGCCUACAACAGGAUCGAAGAAAUGGCCAGAGCCUUCUUUGCCCAGUUCCCUUUUGGGAGUCACCUUGGCUAUCACGUGCCAAACCACGACCACUAA
Molecule: messenger RNA, 325 nt
Organism: Grus americana (Whooping crane)
Lineage: Eukaryota; Metazoa; Chordata; Aves; Gruiformes; Gruidae
Gene: OTOS
Product: otospiralin
Exons: 4
Coding region: 62-325 (87 amino acids)
Biological process (GO): sensory perception of sound
Source: RefSeq, a predicted model, not a curated record